AUGGUCUACUACUUCACCUCGAACGUGGUCAGCCCGGCCGCGUUUAUCUACGUCGGUAAGGACAAAUUUGAAAAUGAGGGUCUUAUAAAUUUCGGCUUGGAAAGCGAUGUCUGGGUUUGUUUCCACGUCGAUAACCUGUCGAGUGCGCACGUCUACGUGCGCCUACGCGACGGCGAAACAUGGGAUAACAUCCCCGAGCCGCUCCUGGAGGACUGCGCGCAGCUUACAAAGGCAAACUCCAUCGAGGGUCAGUCAUCCUCGACGAAUAUGGGUACUUCGGAGGGGCUCAUCAGUGGUACAGGAAAUAAAAAGGACAACAUUACCAUCAUCUACACGCCGUGGUCGAACCUGAAGAAGGAUGGGUCAAUGGCGACAGGCCAGGUCUCGUUCCACAACCCUAAAUUAGUGAAAAAGGUGUUGGUCCGGGUGCGCGAAAAUCCCAUCGUCAACCGGCUCAACAAGACCCGGGUCGAGAAAUUCCCGGACCUCCGUGCCGAAAAGGAGGAGUGGUUGAAGAAGAAGCAGCACGAAGAGAGGAAAAUAAGAGAAGAGCAGAAGGCUCGAGACAAACAGGAGAAGCGGGAGCGCGAGCAACUGAAGUGGCAGAAGGACCAUGCGUAUGACGAUAUGUUCAGCGAGGAAAACAUGGAGGCCAGCAGCAACCAGGAUCGCGAUGCGGACUUUCUCGACGAUUUUAUGUGA
Messenger RNA from Penicillium lagena, 702 nucleotides. RefSeq lists its product as uncharacterized. The coding region runs from base 1 to 702 and encodes 233 amino acids. The record is from RefSeq and is a predicted model, not a curated record. Lineage: Eukaryota; Fungi; Ascomycota; Eurotiomycetes; Eurotiales; Aspergillaceae. The transcript is spliced from 4 exons.